AUGGUGUUGGAGCCUUCACCUCCACCUCUAGCAUCAACGACAACACCCUCUCUUCCGUCCAGUUUAAAGAGGCCUAUGGCGAAUAAUGAAGAGAAUAACGACAACGUGCCCAGGAAGAGAAAACUAGCAUGCCAAAGCUGCCGUAGAAGAAGAAGAAAAUGUGACAUGGAGAAACCUUGCUCCAACUGCAUUAAGUUCCAAACCGAUUGUGUAUUCGCCCAACAAGACCUAAGGAACAAAAGAUACUCUACGACUUAUGUAGAGGCAUUGCAGAGCCAAAUUCGGUCUCUGAAAGAACAGUUACUAAUAUUAAAGUCCUCAUCUUCAACAAUUGCUGAAAACAAUCUGUCUUCAUUGAAAGAUAAUGAUGAUCGUGACGAUAAAAUUUUUAAGUAUGGGGAAUCUGCUUCAUCGGCGCUACCAUCACCUGAGAACAACGAUGAGAAUGAAUCUGAUUCAUUUACCAAGAAACUACCCUCAGAGAGCCCUCCACCAGUUGGUACAAAUAGUAUAUAUCCAUCUAAUUCACUAUCCAUAGUCAAAAAGAAAACAGACGGCAACACUAAGUACCAGCAACAGCAGGUAAGCUUAAAAAAUCUAUCAAGAAGCCCUCUUAUCUUAAGGUCAUUAUCACUUUUUUUCAAAUGGCUGUAUCCGGGACAUUACCUUUUCAUUCAUAGAGAAACUUUCUUGAGUGCUUUUUUCGGUGACACAAAUACUAAGAGUUAUUACUGCUCUGAAGAAUUGGUAUUUGCCAUCGCUGCACUGGGAUCGUUGAUCUCAUACAGAUCAGAAACUGAACUCUUUCAACAAUCAGAAGUGUUCUACCAAAGAGCGAAGACAAUAGUGCUAAAAAAAAUCUUUCAACUAGAGGAUUCUUCAUUAGCUGAAUCAUCGUCUUCUUCUAAAUUAGCUAUUAUUCAGACUUUACUAUGUUUGGCGUUUUAUGACAUCGGAAGCGGUGAAAACCCCAUGGCGUGGUACCUUUCUGGACUAGCGUUUAGGAUUGCUCACGAAAUCGGCUUACAUUUGAAUCCAGAAGCAUGGAGCAAUGUUUAUGAAGACGAAUUGUCGAUAAUGGAUUUUGAAGUAAGAAGUAGGAUUUAUUGGGGAUGUUACAUUGCAGAUCAUUUAAUAGCGAUUCUUUUUGGAAGAUCAACUUCCUUGCGUUUGUCCAAUUCCACUGUUCCUGAAACUGAUGAGUUGCCUGAGAUUGAAACUGGAAUAGAGGAAUACAUAUAUGACCCAAAAGUUAUAUUGUCUACUGCAAACCCUUUAAAGAAAUUGAUUGUGUUAUCAAGAAUAACAGAGAUUUUUGCAUCCAAAAUUUUCAGUCCAAACGAAACUCUGCUUCAGAGAAGUGAAUAUCUAGCCAAAUUCAACUUAGAGGUUUACAAUUGGAGAAGAGAUUUACCUUUUGAAUUGCAGUGGACUAAGAGAUCAUUAAUGGAAAUGACAGAUUUCAAUCCAACCAUCGCUUACGUAUGGUUUCAUUACUAUAUCGUACUAAUAUCCUACAACAAACCUUUCAUAUACGAAAUAAAACAGAGUCGAGAUUUAGUGGAAGGAUACGUCGAUGAGUUAUACUAUCUUCUAAAAGUUUGGAAAAAUAAAUUCAAGACGUUCGAGAAAGCUACAAUUUACAUGAUCUAUUCUGCUAUUCUAGCCAUUCAAUGUAUGAAAUCUAACCUGAUCAAAAAAGAUAGAAAACAGGACUUCUUAAAUUUUUUGAGUGCACCUACUUUGAAUUACGAACUCGCCAGAAAAUUUAUUGAAAAUUCUGAAGACGCUUUACAUAAUUCAGAAACAAUGGAUUUAUUGGGUACCUUAUCUCACGGGAAUGAUUUUGCGUUAGAGUAUAAUUUUGAUUUUACGUUAUUAAAUGAGAUCGAUAUGCUGAUCGGUGGGAACACCAAUAGUGAUUCGACGAAAUAG
This is a messenger RNA of Saccharomyces mikatae IFO 1815, 1935 nucleotides long. It is a transcript of the gene CHA4, whose product is annotated as Cha4p. The transcript has a single exon. The record is from RefSeq and is a predicted model, not a curated record. The coding region runs from base 1 to 1935 and encodes 644 amino acids. NCBI's taxonomy places the organism in Eukaryota, Fungi, Ascomycota, Saccharomycetes, Saccharomycetales, Saccharomycetaceae. Gene Ontology annotation, biological process: regulation of DNA-templated transcription; DNA-templated transcription. Gene Ontology annotation, molecular function: zinc ion binding; DNA binding; DNA-binding transcription factor activity, RNA polymerase II-specific.